AUGUCUUUAGAUGAAGUUACAAGUGAGCAUUUUGGGUUCAAAUUGAUUACUUCAUCACAAGGGGUGAAGGUUUUCGAUUCUCCUAUCCCAUUUGAAUCCGUAAACUCUAGAGAUGUUAGUCUUUUCACCAUUGCCAACAUCAAUGGGUAUUUUGCAUGUUCCAAUCUUAAUUCCAUUAUAUUGGAAAGUACGAAAAAAUUGAACGACAUAAAUAAUGAUAAUGAAGAGGGAUUUUCACUGUCUUCAUGGCAGAAAAUUACGGGCCUCAAUGAUGUCACUAAACUUCAAUUCAAUGCGGAUGAAUCCAAGUUGAUUAUAUUAGAUGAUGGAGUUGUAAAGUAUAUAGAUGCUAUAAAUUUUUCGAAUGUUAGCCAAGAUAACAUUAAAAUCGUAGAGACGAGCUUACCAGCUGGAGAAAAAGUUACUGAUUUGGCAAUUUCACCAACAGUUCCAUCUGAUAUCUUAGCUUUAGCCUCUGGUAAUUUGUAUUUAAAUAUGGAGAAGAAAAUAUUAGAUGCUGAAGAGGUUGUAGAAGCAUUUUCUUGGGGCAUUAAUGGUAACUCAAUUGUGUAUUCGAGUGGAGCAGGAGUAAAAGUAGCUACUCUACAAGGAAAAACUACUGCAGCAUCACAUGAAAUUGCCUCCCAGGAAGAUGAUCAAAGAGUCUUGGUAUGUAAAGAAAUCGGAUAUCAUGUGUACCUUGUCGUGUUUGGCGGCAGAGAAUUGGAUCCAGACGACCAAGACUUUAUUAGCACUGUCAUUGAGUGUGAUGAAAGUUGGGGGGUGAAGGCAACGUACGACACUUUUGUUGCUGAUCCCUUUGGAGCUCCAAGAAUUGGUACCUACUAUAUAGAAACUAUUCACAACUGGUGGUCUAAGGACCAGACAUUAGCAUUUAUAACAUCGGCAAAGGCAAGUGAAAUCAGUACAAUUGAAUGCUCGAGCGAUGUUCCAGCACAGUCUUUGGUGCAUAUGAAUGAUACGGACAAAGCUCUGUUUCCUGUAAAUGAAGAAACAGACGAUGACGUCUCGUCAGUAGGAAUAGCAGUGGAUCUCACAGCUGUUGAUGUCACUGUUGAAAACCCUUGUUUGGGAGUAGACUCUGCCACUGGAAAAUUACCAAGACUUUGGAAUUUGACCCAAGAAGGAACUUUAAUUGGUUGGUGGGUCUUCGAAUCAGUAGUACUAAAGGAUAAAAACAUAGGAAUUGAGGGUCCAAUUGAAUACAUAAAGAAAAGUAUAACCGAAGCAGUGGUGACUCCUAUAGCUUCUAAAGAAAGUGAAAAUGCACCUAUUAAUGUUGACCUGAAGACUGAUAACGUAUUCGGUAAAUCAACCAAUCCAUUUGGCUCAAGUCUGUCAUCUGCAUUUGCAUCUAGUGAUAAUAAAGCCCAGGGUUUCGGAUCAAGUAGCUUUGGUAAUUUAAGCGGAAACAAGCCCGCUUCUGUUGGAUUUGGAUCUUCCGGAUUUGCUGGUUCAUCCACUGAAAAUAAAAGUAGCACACCAAGUGGAUUUGGAUCUUCAGGAUUCGGAUCAAAUAGCUUCGGUUCCUCUGAAACCAAACCUGCUGCUGCUGGAUUUGGCUCUUCAGGUUUUGGAUCUAAUAGCUUUGGUACAUCAAAAGAGAAUAAGCCAAUCGCUACUGGUUUUGGGUCUUCGGGCUUUGGAUCAAGCAGUUUUGGCGCUUUAACAGAAAGCAAACCAACUGCGACUGGCUUCGGGUCCUCAGGCUUUGGAUCAUCCGGAUUUGGAGCUCAAGCUACUGAAAGCAAAGCUAGCACAACUGCAAGUGGGUUUGGAUCCUCAGGAUUCGGCUCAAAAAGUUUUGGCUCUUCAGCUGAUGAUAAAUCAGUUAGAAAGGAGCCAGCUGCCAGUGGAUUUGGAUCAUCAAGUUUGGGAAGCGCUGAUAAACCGGCUGCAAUUGGAUUUGGAGGGUCAAGUUUUGGAAAUUCUGAUAAGCCAUCACCAUUUGGGUCAUCAUCUACGACUAAUAGUGGAUUUGGCGCUUCAAGCUUCGGAAAUACUGAUAAGCCAUCACCAUUUGGGACAACAUCUACGACUAAAAGUGGAUUUGGCGCUUCCAGUUUCGGAAAUCCUGAUAAGCCGUCACCGUUUGGGUCAUCAUCUACAGCUAAAAGUGGAUUUGGUACUUCAAGUUUCGGAAAUACUGAUAAGCCAUCACCAUUUGGGUCAUCAUCUACAGCAAAAAGUGGAUUUGGUACUUCAAGUUUCGGAAAUACUGAUAAGCCAUCACCAUUUGGGUCAUCAUCAACCAAAAGUGGAUUUGGAAGUCUUGCUGCAUCCCCUUCACCAUUUGGAGCUUCUGCAUCUGGAGACAGCCCAUUUAGUGCUAAUAAUAAAGCUACAGAACCGAGCCCUUUUGCAAAAUUCGCUCAACCAACUAAAACUACUAAGCAAGAAAGUCCAUUUGCUAAAUUAUCUGAGCUGACGUCAUCUUUAGGCUCUGAAAUUGCCACUCCAAAUCAAAGUAAGGAGCCUAGCCCAUUUGCGAAAUUCUCGCAAUCCAGUGAAGCCCCAAAGCAACAAAGUCCUUUUGCUAAACUAUCUGAACCAGAUGCAUCAUUGAAAGCAGAGGGCCCAGUGACUAGUGAAAAUGAAGCUGAGCAAUCUAAACAGGAAGGAAUUCCAUUUGAUAAGGCUCCUCUGAAGCUUAAAGAUCCUGCUGAGGAAACUUCAACACAAAGUAGCAAAUCUACUGGCCUCUUCACUGAAAAGCUGAACCUUUUCAAUCCUGAUAUUCUUGAAAAAGAGCCUAAAAAGGAUAUUUUUGGAUCUUCCUCAAGUAACUUAUUUGGAGAUCUUAAUAUUUCUGCAAAUAACAAAGACAGUACUUCCUUGCUCAGUUCCGGCUUCAAUAAACCUGUACAGUCCUUAACCAAUGACUCGACUGAAAAGCUCACUCCAGAAACAAUCUCUUCAUCGAAAUUCGAACCUCAAGAUAGUGAUAGUGAAUUUCCAGGUGCAUCUUCAGAUGAAGAAUUCACAGAGAUCAGCCGUGAAGAGACUGAACCUUUACGUGAAUCUGUCAAAACUGAGCGCAAUGUACCAGUAGGGACAAGGAAUUCCUUCGACGAUAACAUUGUAGUUCAUGAGUCAAAGGCGAAUGAACCAGAAGAAAAUGAAAGUGAAGAAUAUGAUGAAGAAGAAAAUUUCGAAAUAAUAGAGCCAGUUUUGGAACCAACCACAAAAUGUGAGCCUUUAUUGAGUUUCCAAGGUAUUUCACCACCACCAAAGAGACUUAUGCCGGAGAAUCCUGUCCUGCAAAAAAUGAAUGAAAUAUACAACAACACGUCUGGAGUUUUAGAAGUAUGUGAAGCUAACCUUGAAAUUCUUGCAGACUACGUCGAUAACAUGGAAAAUAGAGAUGGGGAUGAAUUUUUGGAUGAAGAGUCUUUGGAUCUUCCAGAACUUUGGGGCAUUGCUACUGUCUCAAAUAAGAUACCUGAAAUCAUACUGGCUUACUCGGAAGAUCUUGAGAUUUUAACUAAAACACAACGGGAACAGAAUAAAAAAUUGGAUGCCUUGACGAGUAAAUUGGAAGAUAGUAAUGUACAAAGAAUUAAGGUUGAUCGAUUACUUUCACAGUUGGCUGUCAUGGUUCUGGGUCAAUACACAUCAGCAAAGCAAAGACCAUUGGAUUAUGCAAAUGAACAGAUGCAAAUCAAGCUUCGUCAAAAGGUACGAAUUUUCGAAAAGAAAUUAGAAGAAUUCAAACAGAAGAUAAUGCCAUUAAAAAUCAAAGCAUCUCCUAGUGACAUUAUUCUUGACAAUGUGGAAAAAUGCAUAUUCAAUUUAAAUGAGGAAGUGAUGAAUCACUUGAGUAAGAUUGAUCAUUUGAAUGUGAUGCUCUCAGAUUUGAGCAUUGAUCAAAAGAAAAGUGGAGCUGUUAUCAACUCCAAGUCUGAUUGUUUGACUGCUGUCGAUUAUGAAGAUGAAAUAACAAAGAGAUGGGAGUUUGCUGAUAAUAUAGCUAAGAAGCAAAUACGCCCUACUAGAGCUAUAAUUCGUUAG
This is a messenger RNA of Dujonia railenensis, 4032 nucleotides long. The record is from the annotation of a GenBank genome assembly. NCBI's taxonomy places the organism in Eukaryota, Fungi, Ascomycota, Pichiomycetes, Serinales, Debaryomycetaceae.